AUGUUCUGCAGUAUCGACGAAGUAAGUUUGUCCACCCCCGUUCGGCUUCACCCGGUUCGCUCUGCAGGUCAGUGUUAUAGUGCUCGCACGGGCGGAAAUGCCUCGGCAAUUUGUGACACAGUGGCCAACGGCGAAUUGGAAACGGGGUUCGUCCAAGCGCGUGAAGACUAUUCCGAUUUCAACUGCAAAAGUAUCUUGGAAGGGAUCUAUGCGUUUGAUUACCGUAUUGUGGGCAGUACCGGGCUGUGCAGUAGUCCGUUCAGUACAAUCAAAGCAUGCCAACGACAGGGCAGUCCGCUUCGGGAUAAUUCUGUGUUCGAACAGACAUUUGGCUAUUGCCCAAAUUUUCAAGAUGUCUCUAUUUUGGAGGAUCCGAAUAUUGUGUUCGGAAAGGCGAACAUAUGGCGAUGUUACGGUCGAUGGACCGAUCGGGAAAAUAAUAUUUGGGCUGCAAUCGCGUACGAUACGAACCAGUUGAAAUUCAGAUAUCGAUGCCUUACAACCCGAAUCGAUCAGCAAAAUCCGUAUGAUUUAUACUACUGGGGUAUGUCAAUUGAUUCCGACUGUAAGGUGAUGCAUAACUAUCAGACUGCUCCAAUUCGUCUGGAGCUGCAUCCAGCAUUCGAUACCUCCACUCAACUGGUCGAACUUCAACCGGGUUGCAAGUUACCCACAAAUUUCAGCGGAACAUGGUUCUAUCCUAGCGAAUAUCAGACAUCGGUCGUCAUCAAUUCCACUCACAUCUACAUGAAACGCAAACGAGCCGAAUAUGUGUACGAUCACAUCUAUUACGUUUGUCGUCAGCAACAGGAAUCUCGCUAUCUGAUGGCCGUCGUUACAUUGGGCAAAUGUGAAACCGACUUCAUGUGCUUUGAUUUCAUGCCACGUCAUCACAACAUCAUACGUUUUCGCAUGGGACGACCGUUUCCCUUGCUUCAACGGGAACGAGAAUCCAUGGGCGAUAGUUAUAUGCAACGUCUUUAUCGAGAAGCGUGUCACUGGAGUUCUUUCACCCUGAACUACAUAGAGUGGACGUAUGAAUACUUUAUCCAAGAUCCCCCGGUACCGAUCAAUUGUCCAAUUCAAGGAAAAUACAAAUUUAUACAACGCGGGCAAGAACAGGAGAAAUAUCGAACAUUGAUUCCGGGUGGAGUGACUCCUAGACCAUGGUUACAAGUGACCAACAAUUUCCGUUGCUGGGUCUAUAAACGCAUUGGAUUUCGUAACUAUCUGAUGUCUCGUGGACGUGGAAAUCAAUGCUCAAAAAUGCAAACAGCCGAAUCAUCGUUGCCGGAAGAGGGUGCCUCAUUGCUUCUAGAACUGAUCGAGGAUGAGUUGCAAUUCGAUGUGUGUCCAAUGUCCUGGGACGAUGGCCGCAAUCCUUAUGCAAACCCGGCUGUGUUGGAUGUAUACGCCCGUGGUGCACCGUUCGCCAGUGUCGGUCUGCGGAUUCUGUGGACUUCGGCGCUAAUUACAUUAUUCCACCAGUGA
This is a messenger RNA of Echinostoma caproni, 1491 nucleotides long. Lineage: Eukaryota; Metazoa; Platyhelminthes; Trematoda; Plagiorchiida; Echinostomatidae. The record is from the annotation of a GenBank genome assembly.